This is a messenger RNA of Callorhinus ursinus (northern fur seal), 4965 nucleotides long. RefSeq names its product SRY-box transcription factor 4 (gene SOX4). Gene Ontology annotation, cellular component: nucleus. The record is from RefSeq and is a predicted model, not a curated record. Gene Ontology annotation, molecular function: RNA polymerase II cis-regulatory region sequence-specific DNA binding; DNA-binding transcription activator activity, RNA polymerase II-specific. Gene Ontology annotation, biological process: positive regulation of transcription by RNA polymerase II; camera-type eye morphogenesis; neuron differentiation. Lineage: Eukaryota; Metazoa; Chordata; Mammalia; Carnivora; Otariidae.
GCGCGAGGCGGAAUUGGGGUCUGCUCUAAGCUGCAGCAAGAGAAACUGUGUGAGGGGAAGAGGCCUGUUUCGCUCCCGGGUCUCUAGUUCUUGCACGCUCUUUAAGAGUCUGCAUUAGAGGAACUCUGCCAUUACCAGCUCCCUUCUUGCAGAAGGGAGGGGGAAACAUACAUUUAUUCAUGCCAGUCUGUUGCACGAAGGCUUUUUGGCUUCCUACCUUGCAACAAAAUAAUUGCACAAACUCCUUAGUGCCGAUUCCGCCCACAGAGAGUCCUGGAGCCAGAGUCUUUUUUGCUUUGCAUUGUAGGAAAGGGACUAAGUGAUAGAGACUAUGUUGCUUUCCUGAGCUCCUGAGAGCGCUCGUGAACUGGAACCAACUGCUUCAGGGGAAGGAAAAAAAAAAAAAAAAAGACUUGCCUGGGAGGCGGCGAGAAACUUGCAUUGGAAGCUUCAGCAACCAGCAUUCAAGAAACUCCUCUCCACUUUAUAACACGGUCUCCAGACUCAGAGCCGAGAGACAGAGCAAACUGCGGCGCGGUGAGAGAGAGAGCGAGAAAGAGCGAGAGCGAGAAGCAGAGGGAGGGAGAGACUCUCCAGCCUGGGAACUAUAACUCCUCUGCAAGAGGCAGAGUACUCCUUCCCCGCAUCUUUUGGAGACUUUUCUCUCUGCGCCCACCACCGCCCCGGCCAGGAGUGGAGGGGCCCGCACGGCCGCCGCGCGCGUCCUCCCGCUCGGCGUGUGCUUGGCCCGGGGAGCCGGGAGGGCCCGGCGAUCGCGCCGCGGCCGCCGCGAGGGUGUGAGCGCGCGUGGGCGCCCGCCGAGCCGGGGCCAUGGUGCAGCAAACCAACAACGCCGAGAACACGGAAGCGCUGCUGGCCGGCGAGAGCUCGGACUCGGGCGCCGGCCUCGAGCUGGGCAUCGCCUCCUCCCCCACGCCCGGCUCCACCGCCUCCACGGGCGGCAAGGCCGACGACCCGAGCUGGUGCAAGACGCCGAGCGGGCACAUCAAGCGGCCCAUGAACGCCUUCAUGGUGUGGUCGCAGAUCGAGCGGCGCAAGAUCAUGGAGCAGUCGCCCGACAUGCACAACGCCGAGAUCUCCAAGCGGCUGGGCAAACGCUGGAAACUGCUCAAAGACAGCGACAAGAUCCCUUUCAUUCGGGAGGCGGAGCGGCUGCGCCUCAAGCACAUGGCUGACUACCCCGACUACAAGUACCGGCCCAGGAAGAAGGUGAAGUCCGGCAACGCCAACUCCGGCUCCUCGGCCGCCGCCUCCUCCAAGCCGGGGGAGAAGGGAGACAAGGUCGGUGGCGGGGGCGGCCAUGGGGGCGGCGGCGGUGGCGGGAGCGGCAACGCGGGGGGAGGAGGCGGCGGCGCGAGUGGCGGCGGCGCCAACUCCAAACCCGCGCAGAAAAAGAGCUGCGGCUCCAAAGUGGCGGGCGGCGCGGGCGGCGGGGUCAGCAAACCGCACGCCAAGCUCAUCCUGGCGGGCGGCGGCGGGAAGGCGGCGGCCGCGGGCGCCUCCUCCUCCUUCGCGGCCGAGCAGGCGGGGGCCGCGGCCCUGCUGCCCCUGGGCGCCGCCGCCGCCGACCACCACUCGCUGUACAAGGCGCGGACUCCCAGCGCGGCGGCCUCGGCCUCCACGGCCGCCUCCGCCUCGGCCGGCCUCGCGGCCCCGGGCAAGCACCUGGCCGACAAGAAGGUGAAGCGCGUUUACCUGUUCGGCGGCCUGGGCGCCUCCUCUUCGCCCGUGGGCGGCGUGGGCGCGGGCGCCGACCCCAGCGACCCCCUGGGCCUGUACGAGGAGGGGGGCGCGGGCUGUUCGCCCGACGGGCCGAGCCUGAGCGGCCGCAGCAGCGCCGCGUCGUCGCCGGCCGCCGGCCGCUCGCCAGCGGACCACCGCAGCUACGCCAGCCUGCGCGCCGCCUCGCCCGCGCCGUCCAGCGCGCCCUCGCACGCGUCCUCGUCGGCCUCGUCCCACUCGUCCUCGUCCUCGUCGUCGGGCUCCUCGUCCUCCGACGACGAGUUCGAAGACGACCUGCUCGACCUGAACCCCAGCUCAAACUUUGAGAGCAUGUCCCUGGGCAGUUUCAGCUCGUCGUCGGCGCUGGACCGGGACCUGGAUUUUAACUUCGAGCCCGGCUCCGGCUCGCACUUCGAGUUCCCGGACUACUGCACGCCCGAGGUGAGCGAGAUGAUCUCGGGAGACUGGCUCGAGUCCAGCAUCUCCAACCUGGUCUUCACCUACUGACGGGCGCGCGCGCGGGCUGGGAGGAGAGGGCCGGGGGGCAAGGGGGGGGGGAAAGGAAGAAGAGAGAGAAGUGGACAGAGAAAGAGUUGGAAGAGAAAAGGGAAAAAAGAAAAAAAAAAGGAAUAGAAAAAAAAAUGAGCGGGGCCGCGUUCGGCCGCGUCGCGGUCGCCGGAGAGAGAGGAGCGCGGGGGGCGUUUUGGGGACCCGCGCUCCCAUCCCCCACCUCCCCGACCGCAGGGACGCGGAGGAGGCGGCGGGGAGAGGAGGGGGCGACCUUUUAUUGUUGUUCUUGAUGUUGUUGUUGAUGGCAAAAAAAGCUACUUGGAGUUUCCUCCCCUUUGCCCGAAGAGACCCCCCCCCCCACUUCCAGCGAGCUUCCGGACUUGUCUGCUGCACCCCCAGCAAGAAGCCGACUUGGUAGUUUUUCUAGAGACUGAAGGAAUCUCGUCCCUUUUUUCAUCGCCCCCUUGCUGUUUUUGUUUUAUUUUAUCUCAUUUCUUGGUCAAGAGAGGAGGGAAAAAGAAAAGAAAAGAAAGAAACCCAACGCGCCCCUGGGGAUUUAGUUCUCAGCACCCCCGCCAUCCCCUCCCCCUGAAGAAGACAGAAGGCUCCGGGCGUGGAAUUGGACCGACGGCAGAUAUUUUGGGGGGUCGCGCAGGCUCGAGUGCCAGGACAGAGACUCCACGCUGGCGGAUUCCCGUUUUGUUGGGUUUUUCCUCCUUUUUCCCUUUCUUUCUUUUUCCUUUCUUCCUUCCUUUUUUUUUUUCUUUUUUCCCCCCCCCCCCCCCCCCGCAGCCAGAGGAGAAGCGGAGAGCCCGGCGAGGGGCGCGGGGCGGGGCGCGGGGGGGGGCCGCGGAGGAACUGGGACGGAUUUGCACGUUCGGGGGCAGGUGGCGCGUCCUGGCGGCCCCCGCACCCCGCACCCCCGAAAUCAGUGAGGUGAGACUCCGCGGCCCGCGGGCGUGCAGGAGAGCGGACUGUUUGAUGUGGUACCGGGGGCCGUGCAGGGGCGAGUGGUUUCGGGCGGGGGGGAAAAAAAGAGGUUUUUUUCUUCUCUUAAAAUCGGAAUCGUGAUGGUGUUGGAUUAUUUCACUGGUGGGGUUAAUAUAGCAUGUUAUCCUGUCUAUCUUUUAAAGAUUUCUGUAUAAGACUGUUGAGCAGUUUUUAAAAUAGUGUAGGAUAAUAUAAAAAGCAGAUAGAUGGCGCUAUGUUUGAUUCCUACAACAAAAUUAUCACCAGCUUUUUUUCAUUCUUAACUCUUUAAAGGAUUCAAACGCAACUCAAAUCUGUGCUGGACUUUAAGAAAAAAAAAAAAAACACAAUUCAGGACCAAAUUUUUUCUCAGUGUGUAUGUGUUUAUUCCUUAUAGGUGUAAAUGAGAAGACGUGUUUUUUUCCCUCACCGAUGCUUCAUCCUCGUAUUUUUUUUCCUUGUAAAUGUAAUCAGAUGCCAUUUUAUAUGUGGACGUAUUUAUACUGGCCAAACAUUUUUUUUUCUUAUUUUGUCCCUUUUUUAUUUUAACCUUUGGUUUACUUUUUUUUUCUUUGUUUUCUACUUCCUUUAUUUCUUCCUUCCUUUUUUUCUUUUGUUCUUUUUUUCUUCUUUCUUCUUUUUCUUUUUUUUUAGUAGUUUGUUGUUACCCACGCCAUUUUACGUCUCCUUCACUGAAGGGCUAGAGUUUUAACUUUUAAUUUUUUAUAUUUAAAUGUAGACUUUUGACACUUUUAAAAAACAAAAAAAGACAAGAGAGAUGAAAACGUUUGAUUAUUUUCUCAGUGUAUUUUUGUAAAAAAUAUAUAAAGGGGGUGUUAAUCGGUGUAAAUCGCUGUUUGGAUUUCCUGAUUUUAUAAUAGGGCGGCUGGUUAAUAUCUCACACAGUUUAAAGAAUCAGCCCCUAAUUUCUCCAUGUUUACACUUCAAUCUGCAGGCUUCUUAAAGUGACAGUAUCCCUUAACCUGCCACCAGUGUCCACCCUUCGACCCCAGUCUUACAAAAAGGGGAGGAGAAUUAGCCAAACACUGUUAGGCUUUUAAGAAAAGACAAAUUUUUUAAAUAAAAUGCCGUUCUGUCCAGAGGCUUUAAAACUGGUGCAUUUACAGCAAAAAGGGAUCCUGUAGCUUUAACUUGUAAACCACAUCUUUUUUGCACUUUUUUUAUAAGCAAAAACGUGCCGUUUAAACCACUGGAUCUAUCUAAAUGCCGAUUUGAGUUCGCGACACUAUGUACUGCGUUUUUCAUUCUUGUAUUUGACUAUUUAAUCCUUUCUACUUGUCGCUAAAUAUAAUUGUUUUAGUCUUAUGGCAUGACGAUAGCAUAUGUGUUCAGGUUUAUAGCUGUUGUGUUUAAAGAUUGAAAAAAGUGGAAAACAUCUUUGUACAUUUAAGUCUGUAUUAUAAUAAGCAAAAAGAUUGUGUGUAUGUAUGUUUAAUAUAACAUGACAGGCACUGGGACGUCUGCCUUUUUAAGGCAGUUCCGUUAAGGGUUUUUGUUUUUAAACUUUUUUUUGCCAUCCAUCCUGUGCAAUAUGCCGUGUAGAAUAUUUGUCUUAAAAUUCAAGGCCACAAAAACAAUGUUUUGGGGGAAAAAAAAAGAAAAAAGAAAAAAUCAUGCCAGCUAAUCAUGUCAAGUUCACUGCCUGUCAGAUUGUUGAUAUAUACCUUCUGUAAAUAACUUUUUUUGAGAAGGAAAUAAAAUCAGCUGGAACUGAACCCUAAA